GUCAACCCUGUCAACCCCAAGCCUUUCAUGCAGGAGCUUACUGGGAAGCCAGUAUUUGUGAAGCUAAAAUGGGGGCUCGAGUACAAAGGAUUCCUUGUCAGCACGGAUGGGUACAUGAACCUCCAGCUGGCUAACACAGAGGAAUUCCAAGACGGGAAAUCAAAUGGUGCUUUGGGCGAAGUCUUCAUCAGG
This is a messenger RNA of Suillus clintonianus, 192 nucleotides long. RefSeq lists its product as uncharacterized. The record is from RefSeq and is a predicted model, not a curated record. The transcript is spliced from 2 exons. Gene Ontology annotation, cellular component: U1 snRNP; catalytic step 2 spliceosome. Gene Ontology annotation, molecular function: RNA binding. The annotation marks the transcript as partial. Gene Ontology annotation, biological process: spliceosomal snRNP assembly; mRNA splicing, via spliceosome. Lineage: Eukaryota; Fungi; Basidiomycota; Agaricomycetes; Boletales; Suillaceae.